Molecule: messenger RNA, 1301 nt
Organism: Phalaenopsis equestris
Lineage: Eukaryota; Viridiplantae; Streptophyta; Magnoliopsida; Asparagales; Orchidaceae
Product: WD repeat-containing protein DWA2
Biological process (GO): protein ubiquitination
Molecular function (GO): protein binding
Source: RefSeq, a predicted model, not a curated record
CAUUCUUUGGUGGCCACGAGGGAAGCACGAUAAAGUGAUUAGCAUUGACGAGGGAAAUCUUUUCUUGUGGAGCAUAGAUUCUUCUUGUAAAACAGCCAAGAUAAUAUCACAAGAAUCUGUUGGAAUGCUUCAUAGAUUAUCUGGAGGAUCAUGGGACCCUCAUGACCAGAAUGUUGUGGCAGCCUUAUGCGAGUCUUCGCUACAAUGUUGGGAUCUCAGGACCAUGAAGAAGACAAACUCAAUUGAGAAUGCACAUUUCAGAGACGUAGAUUAUAACCCCAAGAAGCAGCAUAUAAUUGUCACUGCAGAGGAUGAAUCAGGGAUUCGCAUCUGGGAUCUCCGAAAUUCCAAGUUUCCCAUUGCUGAGCUUCCUGGGAAUGUGCAUUGGACAUGGACUGUACGCUACAACCCUGAGUAUGAUGAUCUUAUCUUGACUACUGGAACAGACUCGGCUGUAAAUUUACUUUUGGCUUCUACUACCGGAAGCAAUGAUUCAAGACAUGAAAACUUUUUAGCUGACUAUGCAGCCCUUCGAAUGGAUCCUUUGCUGCAUUCCUACAGUGACUAUGAGGACAGUGUUUAUGGUGUUGCGUGGAGCUGCCGUGAGCCUUCUCUAUUUGCUUCAUUGUCAUAUGAUGGGAGGGUGAUUGUUGAAUCAGUAAAGCCCUACCUCCAGAAAAAGUGAAAUUCGUGUCCAAGGGUAGCAGCCAUUGUCAGAUGAAUGAUCUUUAUUUCUUAAUUUUCAUUGAUUGUGCUAUCUUUAUAAUUUUCAUUGAUUGUGUUAUCUUUAUAAUUAAUUUUUAGGUUAUCUUUAUAAUUUUUCAAGGUUUUGGAAAUCAGGACGGGCAUUGAACUCGUACACGUAGAGGUUUAAGAUUCAAAGUUUGAACUAGGGUUGAAUAGGAUCUUCAACCGGUUGUAAGAAAUUAUAAAUUUAUGGUUUAAAUGUAAUACAGUAAUGUUUAGAUGUUAAAUAUGUAUGUAAUAUCCAAAAUUUAUACAAAUGCAGCAAAAUUGAUAUCCGAGGAGUCAACCAUAUCAGUGUGCCUCCAGUUUAGCAAAGAAGCCAACACUCCAAAGGUUGUAGCGGUGCAUUUUGGUAGUGCGGCAAGAUUGACCGCUUGAAUUAUCCAUAGGGAAAAGUGUUUAACAAAGUCAAAAUUAUAUGGACUAAAAUCUAAAUUUUACAAAUGAAUAGAUCAGGUUGAUAUCAUGAACCUUAGUGCAUAUGGACUUAUGUAGUCUUAGAUGUAAUGAUGCCCAUAUCUAUCUUAAACAUUUGUAUUGAAUGCUGGAAGUGA